AUGUCUACUACACCUACUCCUACAGAACGGUUUGGUCAGCUGCCGGGUUUACCGCAGCUUCCAGCAUGCCUUGAAUUUCUGAAAUUAAAGCAGUUCCCACUCAAAGUAUUCCCACCCGUCGAUAAGCCAGCCACCCUCACCAAAGACACGCUGUACAUUUAUGGACCCGGUUGGCGCAAUUCCUGGGCCAGCUUUGACGUCGACUGUUUACAGAUGCAGAUGUAUCUUAAAUUCUGCGACGUCGAUUUCGACAUUGUCAACAGUAAUGAACCUCACGCUUCUCCUUCUGGAAAGUUGCCAUUCUUGGUGACGGUGCCGGGAGCCGUGUAUGAGAGUGCGAAAAUCCAUCAAUGGUUGAAAGAUACGCAAAAAGAGAAAACCUUGCCGAGUGCGACUGGUGAACAAGCUAAAGCUUUCAUUGCCUUAGCAAACUCUAAACUAUACGCAGCAUUGUUAUUUUCACAAUGGCUUGAACCCUUGAAUUACUCAGAGAUCACCUCGAAGGCUUAUUACAGUCAAGUACCCUCGCCCAUCAACUGGGUUCUCGCCUAUCGCAAAAAGACCGAUGUAGUUCAACGAUUACUCACAGACCGUGAUAUUUUGGUUCGUGAAGAGAUUUAUCAAGAUGCUGCCAAUGCUUUGGAAGCAUUAUCUGUCAAAUUAGGUGACGACACAUACUUUUUUGGGGAAAGUGAACCGACAUGGAUGGAUGCUGUCAUAUUUUCUUAUCUCCACGUAAUCAUGGGCGCACCACAAUUCACAGAUGGCACAUUUUCGGAUGAAAACAAACGACAAGCAGGCACUUUACGAGGUUUGGUCCGAAAGCAUGAAAACUUGGUCCAAUAUGCCAAAGCCAUCUAUGAAAAGUAUCUCAAAUAA
Messenger RNA from Radiomyces spectabilis, 879 nucleotides. RefSeq lists its product as uncharacterized. NCBI's taxonomy places the organism in Eukaryota, Fungi, Mucoromycota, Mucoromycetes, Mucorales, Radiomycetaceae. The record is from RefSeq and is a predicted model, not a curated record. Gene Ontology annotation, cellular component: SAM complex. The transcript has 6 exons. The coding region runs from base 1 to 879 and encodes 292 amino acids.